Drosophila ananassae is the source of this 1614-nucleotide messenger RNA. RefSeq names its product G1/S-specific cyclin-D1. Gene Ontology annotation, cellular component: cytoplasm; nucleus; cyclin-dependent protein kinase holoenzyme complex. Bases 153 to 1439 code for a protein of 428 amino acids. Gene Ontology annotation, molecular function: cyclin-dependent protein serine/threonine kinase regulator activity. The record is from RefSeq and is a predicted model, not a curated record. The transcript has 7 exons. Lineage: Eukaryota; Metazoa; Arthropoda; Insecta; Diptera; Drosophilidae. Gene Ontology annotation, biological process: regulation of cyclin-dependent protein serine/threonine kinase activity; mitotic cell cycle phase transition; positive regulation of G1/S transition of mitotic cell cycle.
UACAUCCGGCGCUACUGUGACAAAGUAUGUAAUCGGCUAUCUUAUCAUUUGGAAUGAAAAAUCAAAUCAAAACAUAAAUUUUUUUUUAUACCCUUAAGAACUUUACUGCAAACGUUUUAAAAGUUUUAAAUUUAUUUAACAGUAGCAAGAAUAUGACACCGUCAUAUGUUAAAGGAGAAUCGACGACAACGCAAGGAAGCGUCAACACGGCUGUUAGGGAUCCGAUUCUCCUUUCUGAUCGAUCUCUAGAAAUUGCACUCAGGGUAGAAAGAAACCGAAAUCAGGUUGAUUUUUAUUUCUCUAUCCAAAAGGACAUAACACCGGCAAUGAGAAAAAUAGUUGCUGAAUGGAUGCUAGAAGCCACAUCGAUGCAAAUUCAGUCAAGAAACGGAAGCCUUUCAAUCGGUGCCGUUUACUGCCCUCCUCGUUUCUCAAUCUCGGCAGGACUUGGGGAUUCACUUGGGGAUCGUUUUAUAGCCGCAGGAGACUACAACGCCAAACACACGCACUGGGGAUCACGCCUAGUUACUCCCAGAGGAAGGCACUUGUACAAUGCAAUUAUAAAUGUUUGUGCAGAGGAGAAAUGCCAAGAAGAGGUGGUGUUACUGGCAUUAAGUUUUUUGGAUAGAUUUCUGUCAACAAAAUCAGUUCGAAAGACUCAUCUUCAAAUUUUAGCUGCAGCCUGCCUUUUACUUGCUUCAAAACUUCGCGAACCAAGUUGCCGUGCUCUCUCAGUAGACUUAUUGGUUAUCUAUACGGAUAAUAGCAUAUUCAAAGAUGAUUUAAUUAAAUGGGAGCUCUGUGUUAUAAGUCGAUUGGGUUGGGAUCUUUCAUCCGUAACUCCUUUGGAUUUUGUUGAGCAUUUAAUUAUACGCCUGCCAAAAAUAAAAGAAAAUGUUCGAGAUGUUUCUAUGGAAAAGGUCAGACGGCACGCACAAGCUUUUAUAUCAUUGGCAGCCAAAGAACAUACAUUUACAACAUAUUCGUCUAGCACCAUAGCUGCUUCAAGUAUAGCUACUUCAAUGCAUGGCUUAAAAUGGAAUGUGCGCUCCGGACAUAAUUUAAAUUUUUUAUUGAGCCACUUGACCAACAUAACCAAAGCCCCGCAAGCUCAGCUAAAGGAAUGUAUGUUACAUAUGGAAGAUAUUUUCAACGAGCAUAGUCGAAACAUGCGACAUUUUUGUUUGGAUAUUCAGCAGUCGCAAAGCUCAGCAAUAUAUCUACAAGGUCAUUUCCAUGUGCAACAUCCGGAAUACAUACAAGAGCAUGGAGCUACGCCUUUUUCUCAAAUGUCAGUAGUGUCAUUACCAUUAUCAGGAACUUCAGACUCUCUUAAACAACAUAAACAUCAUUCGUUUAAAAGUGUGUUGCCCUGCAGAAUAAAAGCAUGCAGCAUGCAUAAACACGCUUCGACGGAGAUUGACAAACAUACAAUAUAAUUAAUACGGAUUCAUUGAAUAAAUUUUCUUUAAUUUAUUUAUAUAUAUGGAGAAAUUUUUAAUAUGAGAACGGUUUCGGUAGUUAUCAAAAUAUUAUCUCAUAUAAGUAAUAACAAUAAACUAUAAAAACGAGACUGAGUUAAUAAAGACAUUAAAAAACGACACAUGAAAUAUA